GUGUGCGUGCGAGUCUAAAGUCGGGGAAAUCUAAAAGUAAAUGCAAUUAUUUUCGCAGAAAACAAGGAGGCGCGGGCGUCUGAAAGUAACGAGGCAGAAAAAGAACCGAGACGGCCAAAGACGACACACACACAUCCGGCAGAAUCGCAACCAUAAUAGAAGCAGUGCAGUGCGAGGCCAGAACAAUGACAAGUCGCCAGCGAACGGUGAUUAUAUUCAAAUCCGAAUCGGACAGCAGUGAUGUUUAUGCGGAAACGCUGGAGAAGCAUGACUUCAAUCCGGUGUUCAUACCCACGCUAAGUUUCGGCUUCAAGAACCUGGUGGAGCUGCGCGCCAAGCUCCAGACACCGGACAAGUAUGCCGGCAUCAUAUUCACCUCGCCGCGCUGCGUGGAGGCUGUGGGCGAGUCCCUGAAUCUCGGGGAACUGCCCGGCGGAUGGAAGCUCUUGCAUAACUAUGCCGUGGGCGAGGUGACCCACAAUCUGGCCCUGAGCACCUUGGACCAGCUAUUCACGCACGGCAAACAGACGGGCAAUGCGCGGGCUCUCGGUGAUUUUAUUGUGGACACCUUCGAUGGUUCCCGGGAUCUGCCGUUGCUUCUUCCCUGCGGCAACCUAGCCACGGACACGCUGCUCUCGAAGCUGGCGGAGAAUGGCUUCUCCAUCGAUGCCUGCGAGGUGUAUGAGACGCGAUGUCAUCCCGAACUCGGACCAAAUGUGGAGCGAGCCCUGGCCACCUAUGGCGAGUCCCUGGAGUUCCUGGCCUUCUUCUCCCCGUCGGGCGUCAACUGUGCCCAGGAGUACUUCAAGGCGCACAACCAAUCGAUGGAUAAAUGGAAGCUGGUGGCCAUUGGGCCCAGCACCAGGCGGGCCCUGGAAUCGCAGGGCCUCAAAGUAUACUGCACCGCCGAGCGGCCGACAGUGGAGCAUCUGGUGAAGGUGCUGCUCAAUCCGCAGGACAGCAGAGAGCGGCUGCUGAAGGAGCGCGAAAGGAUGGCGGCCCUGGAGAAUAACAAUUAAGUGGCAACCCGUAACCCUAAGUCUGUUGAGAAUCUGGAGAAUCAUCAGUGGGAUUUGUACUCUCCCCUAGCGAAAAGCCCAAGAUGUACAUACAAGCAGCAGUCUUGAGAUUUGUAGUGCUAUGGCUUAUUGUAGCUAUCGUAGUGAUUUCUAAAAUGAUUUUCCUAUUUAAACUUAAAAAUUCGUAGUUGAUUUAAUUAAAUCUUUGCGGAGAGUACACUUUUAUUUCAAAUCCUGAGAUAAUAGAAAAUCCUAAAAAAGACACAAACAAAAGGAAAACUAAAAGACUAAACUAAACUAUAUUUUAUUUAUUUUUUAUUUUGUAUUGACCUCCGAACGAGAGUACAAAAUUAGCGGGCAUCAAAUGCCGGGCGACGUUUUCGAUCAAGCUGAAUAAAAUUGUUUCUAAAUUUA
Molecule: messenger RNA, 1433 nt
Organism: Drosophila kikkawai
Lineage: Eukaryota; Metazoa; Arthropoda; Insecta; Diptera; Drosophilidae
Gene: Uros1
Product: Uroporphyrinogen III synthase 1
Biological process (GO): uroporphyrinogen III biosynthetic process
Cellular component (GO): cytosol
Molecular function (GO): uroporphyrinogen-III synthase activity
Source: RefSeq, a predicted model, not a curated record